AUGGGUCGCGAACUCCAAAAGAAGAAGAACAGAUCUGGAAAUGCUAAGAUCAAGCUCAAGCCAAAGUCCAAACGUGUGAAUCCUUUAGGCAAUGCAAUUAUUGCUGCAAACUGGAGACAAGAAGAAACCCUAACACAGAAUUAUCGUCGUCUCGGUUUAACCAGUCGUCUCAAUACUGUUACCGGUGGUAUCGAAAAGAAGAAAGCAGGACCCGAAUCAAAAACCUCUACCGCUAAUAAACUCGCCAUCUCAAAUACAAUUCCUAAAAGCCUUGCACCAACCGAGGCGCGAGUCGAAAGGGAUCCUGAGACCGGAAAGAUUAUAAGAGUUAUUCAUGAUGAAAAGAAAACAAAUCCAUUGAACGAUCCCUUGGAUUCGGAGGCUGAGGAUGGAGAAGGAGAAGGAUUUGAAGGGUUCGGUGACGAGGAGGGUUCAGCAUCAAAAAAUGAGAUUGUGAAAAUGUUGGAGGAGCAAGCUUCAAGAGCGGGAGAGAAAAGAGAGAGACAACAAAGUGAGAGGGAGAAGGAAUGGAUUGAGAGGUUGGUUAAGAGAUGGGGGGAGAACUACGGAGCCAUGGUUAGGGAUAGGAGGUUGAAUCCUAUGCAACAAACCGAAUCGGACAUUAAAAGACGCGUUCAAAAGUGGAAGGAUGCCGGUGGUUCUGUUACUACUGAAGCGUAA
Messenger RNA from Sclerotinia sclerotiorum 1980 UF-70, 681 nucleotides. RefSeq lists its product as hypothetical. Bases 1 to 681 code for a protein of 226 amino acids. The record is from RefSeq and is a predicted model, not a curated record. The transcript has 2 exons. Gene Ontology annotation, biological process: ribosomal large subunit biogenesis. Gene Ontology annotation, cellular component: nucleolus. Lineage: Eukaryota; Fungi; Ascomycota; Leotiomycetes; Helotiales; Sclerotiniaceae.